Messenger RNA from Eriocheir sinensis (Chinese mitten crab), 8175 nucleotides. RefSeq names its product flotillin-2-like (gene Flo2). The record is from RefSeq and is a predicted model, not a curated record. Gene Ontology annotation, biological process: regulation of myoblast differentiation; protein localization to plasma membrane. Lineage: Eukaryota; Metazoa; Arthropoda; Malacostraca; Decapoda; Varunidae. Gene Ontology annotation, cellular component: plasma membrane. Bases 361 to 1680 code for a protein of 439 amino acids. The transcript has 11 exons.
GAAAACAAGCUUCAGUCUCAAGAGUGGAGUGAGGGAAGGCUGGUGUGUGCCCGCUUAUGUGGUCAGUUGUUAAGUCUUCGUUGAAAGUAACCUCACCCCGUGAAUUUUCGAAGAGACAUAUCGAACCCUCAUGGGUCUGCGGCGUGCCUGCGAGGAGUAGCACGAGUGGCGAGUGGUAGUUGGCGAGCAUAGUGGACAGGAUUGGAAUUGGCGGGCAGCAGCACAGCAUCGUCGUCUGCAUGUUUACCUAGCAGCGAGCGGCGCGUCGGAGCACCCUGAGGAGUAUUUUCAUACCACCACACCGCGGUGAAGGGCGGGGCUGUGCCUGGCGGAGGACUGGGGACGUGAGGCUGCUGCAGGAUGGGCAACAUACACACCGUGGGGCCCAACGAGGCAUUGGUGGUGUCAGGUGGAUGCUGCGGCGCUACGUCGAAGAAGACGAUCGUGGGAGGAUGGGCGUGGGCUUGGUGGUUUGUCACGGACGUCCAGAGAUUGUCCCUUGAGGUGAUCACUCUAAACCCUCGCUGCGAGAACGUGGAAACCUCCCUGGGUGUACAGGUGACAGUGACGGGUGUGGCACAGGUCAAAGUGAUGAAGGAGGAAAAAGUGCUCAAGAUUGCCUCAGAACAGUUCCUGGGCAUGACCCCCGAGGACAUCAGGGGCACUAUUCUCAUGACCCUUGAGGGCCACCUCAGGGCAAUUCUUGCUACCUUGACGGUUGAGGAGGUCUAUCAAGACCGUGAUCAGUUUGCUCAGCUGGUGAGAGAAGUUGCAGGCAUGGACGUGGGUAGGAUGGGCAUUGAGAUCCUAUCCUUUACCAUUAAGGAUGUGUAUGACCGUGUGGAGUACCUCUCAUCUCUUGGAAAGUCCCAGACUGCAGCUGUCAAGAGGGAUGCUGAUAUUGGUGUUGCUCAGGCUAACAGGGAUGCUGGAAUAAGGGAAGCAGAGAAUGAAAAGACAGCAAUGGAUGUGAAGUAUACCACCGACACGAAAAUUGAAGACAAUGCCAGGAUGUACAAGCUCCAAAAGGCCCAGUUUGAUCGUGAAAUCAACACGGCUAAAGCAGAAGCUCAGCUGGCCUAUGAGCUGCAGGCAGCCAAAACCCGUCAAAAAAUCAGGAAUGAAGAGAUUUCUAUUGAAGUGGUGGAGCGAAGGAAGCAGAUUGAGGUGGAGGAACAAGAGGUCAAGCGAAAGGAGAAGGAACUCAUUGCAACAGUGCGCCUCCCUGCUGAAGCUGAGAGCUACCGAGUGGAGACUAUUGCCCAGGGCAAGCGUACACAGACAGUAGAAGCAGCACGUGCAGAAGCAGAGAGGAUCAAGCGCAUUGGAGAAGCAGAAGCAUAUAGUGUGGAGGCUGUGGGCAGGGCAGAGGCAGAGAGCAUGAAGCUAAAAGCACAGGCCUAUAAGCAGUAUGGUGAAGCAGCCAUCAUGUCUAUGGUCUUGGAGAGCUUGCCUCAGAUUGCAGCAGAAGUGGCUGCCCCACUGGCAAAGACAGAAGAGAUUGUGAUGGUUGGUGGUGGAGAUACAAUGAGCAAUGCUAUCACCAAAAUGUGUGGAGAGUUGCCCCCUGCUGUCCAUGCGCUUACUGGGGUUGAUCUCACCAAGGUGCUAGGGAAGGUGCCAGGAGCCACGGUCAGUCAGCCCACCCCAGCCCCUCGUGUUGCCCCCGCGAAUGUCUAAGAUCGUCAAACCUUGAACACAGUUACUGUUUAGUUAUGAUAAGGUAGAUUUAUAAGGUGGGUUGAGACAUUUUUACAAAAUAUAAAAUUUUCCACUCCAUUUUCACUUGCUUCUAGUAUCACAUAACAGAUUAUCAACAGAAAACUACUCACAGACUUUUUCAUGUUGAACCCACAUAAUGUAUAUGUGUGCACUGUUCAGUAGGCUAUUAUACAUUUAACAAAUGUCAGUUUAUAGGAAGCUACCACAGUUAGAAUCAUACAGUAUGAGAACAUUAAGACUAUCUCAGUAUUUUUAUAAAAGAACGUCUAUAAGAUCAUGUAAAAUAGUAAAAACUCAUUUCCUAGAGAAGUAGGCUGUGUUGACUCCUUGGAACAAAGCAUUGUAUGAUCUGUGCCUGUUCUAAAGGAGAUCAUUAAAGAGAAAUAUCUCCACACACAGCUAAUAUUUAUUUAAAAUAUACUGUAAAUACAAUAAUAACUCAGUUAUCCACAUCCACAUUAUCUGCCAUACAACUAUCUGCAUGGGGACUUGGAUCUGGACACACAUCACUGUAUUUUCAUGAUAUGCAGUUAAGUGGGGGAAAUCAUCUAUCAAGACUGAGAUGUGCAAAAAUAUCAUAACUUUUGCAUAGCUUAAGGAUAAGUGUGGGAAGCGAUCCUGAAAACUAUUACAUAAUCUUCAUAAUGUAACCUAACUCACUAAAAAAAUUUAAAUCCAAAAAAGCAUUUUACCAAAACUAUUUUUUUGCUGCUUCCAUACUUGUUUCACUUGCUGCUCAUUCACUAUUUUUCUCUCAUUGAGUCCUAAUGAUUAUCAGAUAAGAUUAUAAAGGAAUAGAAGGUACUGGUACUGGCAGAGAAAGAUGUUGAUGGAAAAGCAAGGCAGAAUAGUCCUGGAUGGUGGCGGGGGGAGACAGGUGCAAAACUGCAGACCCGUUUUUUUUUAAUGUGUCUGGGAGUCCUGAAAAUUCCUCUGAUGUCCAGAUCCAUCUGUCUGCAAGGGCUUUGGCUGAAUUGAUGCAGAUAACUGAGUUUACUGGAAAUGAUAGAAUAAGUUUAAUUUGUUUAUUUUUAUAGAAUUUUCAUAGAUACAAAAUCCUGAGUAUUUUAGAAUAUGCUUUAAUUAUUUGAAACAUCCUGUCUUACUGACCUUAGCUGACUGUGAUAAGUGCCCAGGUAAACACAAGACUGGCAUCAAAACACAGAGGAACUCAGCACAAGUGACACACUCUAGCCCUACACUAAGUAAACACACAUGUUCUCUAGGAUUUCAAAGACCUAGGGAGGACCUGCAUUCCCCUGUAAUAAAUUGAAGGUGCUCUGGCUGGUAGUAUUUGUGAUGGUGGCGAAUGGUGUUUUGACUUGCCAUCAGGAAAAAAUUUUGGAACACCGUCGAGGACUUCUUUAACUUGCUAAUUUUAGAAUUAGAAACAUGGAUGCCUUACUCGGCCAUAUAAUAAUUCAUCUAUUAUUGUAAUAUAAUGUGUUAAAGUUGUUUUUUUAAAUACAAGUUCCAUAAAUAAUAAUACAUGCAUCUUUAUAGUGCAUGUCUUGAGGAAAGUGUGAAAUCUGACACAUUAUAAUGCACUAAAGGCAAGCAAUUGCAGCAGCUGUCAUUAUAAUAAAAUAUACACAUUUGCAUAUGCCAGUAGUCCAGUGGACUGUUUUUCCUUCAAAACUACGUAUGUCUCUUAUCAUAUAUAAACAAUUCAGAAAGCAUUGUAUUGUGUUAGUCCAAAUAAGUAUUUCUUUUAUGAGAGACAGAGCAGCCCACACUAUUUUACUCUAGUGGCUAUUGGGUCUGGCUGGUAGCUGUGUCAACAUACUCUGUGUGGGGAGCAGAGUGAGGCAUGACUUGGUGAAAGGAAUUACAAUGAAACCUUAGUAUAUUGCACAGCCUAGAGCAAUGUUUCUCAAACUAUUUUACAUGUAACCCUAUUUGGAAUGCUUCAAGACCUCAGGCUCCUCUAGGAAAAAAAGAAAAAAAUAUUCUAAUAUAUAUCAUGGAAACCUGCCCAUUGCUUAAUUAAGAUUACCAAUAUACAUUAUGCAUGGUUUCAUUGCAUACUGUUACUGUAAUAAUAAUUCAUAUACCAACAGAGUAGUCAACAGUUAAACACAGCAAACAUGUACAUGAUUAACAUCUGGCUCUCCAUUCCUAACUGGAAUAGUGAAGGUCUGAGAGGGAGGCCGGCACCUGGCAAUGUCACAUAUGCACCAGUCAGCAAUCUCAAGAGGCAUGCUCUGGAAAAAAUCCAAUUUUACCGCCCACUUUAAAGGUGAUAUUUAUGAUAAUGUUCUGCAUGUAUACUUAUUAACCAGUAAAUAGCACUAUAGCUUUUAUAAAUAUGCAGACUAUGUAAUGAUAAUAAUAAUCAUAUUUGGAACAUAUUAAAUAAAAUAUUCAAAGCAGUAGGUCAGGUUGCAUUGGCCUGGUGGUUCGUCAUGGACUGGUGAUUGAAGGAUUGACAGUUUGUACCUGUCCUUACGGCAGGACUGAUUGUGCUAUCCAUUACCCUCACCACACACUGUCUUUAUUUACAAGGCUAUGGGGGAGUUGUUAUAACAUGUUUUGUCUGACUAUCAUGAUUCAGGACAUUUUUCCACUGUACAAGUGAACAAUUAUACAUAAAUAGGUCAUGUCUCUGCCACCUAUUGAAAUUCUACUCAUGACCCACUGUUUGGCUUUGACCCAUAGUUUCAGAAUCACUACUCCAGAGAAAUUUCUCUUGGUUUAAUUAUUCCCCAAAAUCAAAGAAUAAUGCUGGUAAAAUUAAUCUUUUUUUAUUUCUUUUGCUAUGAGAUUAAUAGUGCUUUCCACUAACUCGAGCAUACACUAGGUUUGUUUGCAAUGACAGAAUAGCUAUGGGAGGUUGUUACAGCAUAUGCUGUCCUCCCUUGGGGUAUAUCCCUAACAAACAAAAAAUUCUAGGUCAUAUCUGUGAUCCACUGAAAUUUCUUUCCUUUCACAGUCUACCUUUGGGCCAUGACCCAUAGUUUGAGAACCACUGAUCUAGAGGAUUAUAUUUGAUUUUAUUGUUACCAAAGCUUGAAUAGUGCUUUAAAUCAAUGAUGAAAUUAAUGUUUACCACUUUUUUUUCUUGUGAAGAUGGAGUUUAUGGAAUUUGUGCUUCACGUAACAACACUAACACCCCGCCCCCCCCCCUUUCACACACACACACACACACACACACACACACACACACACACACACAAACACACACCAAAAUGGACAUAUAAAAUUGGAGAUGGAGAAAUAUUAAAGAAAGUUCAAGAAGAGAGAGAUCUGUGAGUGACAAUACAAGAUAAUCAACAGCCUGAGAGUCAUGUUAAUCAGAUAUUCGGUGAUAUGUAUAAUAUGGUGAGAAAUAUAGGAAUAGCGUUCCACUACAUGGAUAAGGAUAUGAUGAAAAAGUUAAUAACCACUAUGAUUAGGCCAAAAUUGGAAUAUGCAGAGGCAGUGUGGUGUUCCCAUAAGAAGAAACGGUUAAGAUUUGUUUUAGGUCCGUGCCAGUAUCUCAUUACCUACCUUAUGAAACAUCACUAUCUCUUCAUAUAUCUUUUCUACAAACCUUCAACAGUCAUGGAAACGCUUUGAAAAUCCAAUUCAAGGACUUUUUUUUUUACUCUUGAAAAUAUGGGAUAAUGUUUACGAAAGGCUGUCGCCUCCUCUGGUGGCCGCGGCGACGCUGCAGCGGGUGUUGCAAGAAAUACCUCCUCACUGAAAUAAGUCAUAUAUACAUGAGGGGGGGGUCCAGGGGGGGGCUAUGCCCCCCCUGGUUAGAAGGGGGGGUCGAGGGGGGCGCAGCCCCCCCCGUUAGUAGGUCGUAAAGUUCGGUUGGAGUAGUUUAAAUAUGCUCCCCGACCCUAAGCCCUCUGCGAGCUAUUUUGCUGCUGCGGUGGCUGCAGCUUCGCCGCGGCCAGCAGAGGAGGCGACGGCCUUUCGUAAACAUUAUCCCCUAUUUUCAAGAGUAAAAAAAAAGUCCCUGAAUUGGAUUUUCAAAGCGUUUCCAUGACUGUUGAAGGUUUGUAGAAAAGAUAUAUGAAGAGAUACUGAUGUUUCAUAAAGUAGAUUAUGAGAUACUGGCACGGACCUAAUACGAAUCUUUACCGAAGAAACAUAAAAAAACUAGAAAGAAUACAAAGGAUGGCAACAAAAGUGGUUCCAGAGCUGGAGGGAUUGACAUAUGAAGAAAGAUUAAAGGAAAUGGACCUACCAACACUAGAACAAAGAAGAGAAAGGGGAAACCUAAUACAAAUUUAUAAAUUAUUGAGCAAAAUGGAAGAAGUAGAUAAUGAGGAGUUACUACUAAAAGAAGGAAUAAACACCAGGAACACAAGAGGACACAGUAAAAAAUUGAGGAAAGGAAGAUGCUUGAGAGACAUAAAGAAAUAUAGCUUCCUGCAAAGAAAUAUAGAGGUUUGAAACAGACUAAGUGAGGAUGUACUAUUGGUGAAGAGUGUGCAAAGCUUUAAGGAAAAGUUGGACAAAUACAGAUACGGAGAUGGGACCACACGAGCGCAAGCCCAGGCCCUGUAAAACUACAACUAGGUAAAUAGAACUAGAUAAAUACACACACACACACACACACUCAUUCAUUCAUUCAUUCAUUCAUUCAUUCACUCACACUCACACACCAGCAGCUGCCUUUAGGUGCACGAACACAGCCUUUGGGGGCAGUCCAGCACCCACAGUUAUUUAGAAACCUGUAAGAUUUUAUUUUGUGAUGUCUAUAUUUUACACAAGUCCUUUCUUGGUCUGAUGCAUGUUAUUUUUUGUUAAACAAGUAAUUUAUAUAACAUGAAUUCAUUGUAGACUGGACUGAAGUAAGCAGAAUGAUUUCGGUAUAGUAUAUAUGAUUUCUUAGGAUUGUUAUUGUAGCCAUCAACUUUUUAUGCAAGGAAAAAUUUGACGUAAAUAUUCAGGUUAGCAAAACAGUAUUUUAAGGGUUGUUUAUUAUCUAGUUUCUAGUUAGAUUAUUACUUUAAUUAAAUUACUUCAUAUAGUUUCUGGUUUGUUUUUAUUAUAUUUCAAUUACUUCAAGAUAUUUACUUUCAGAUCAGUAUCAAGCUGUUAAUAUCAUACCUGCUUUGUAGCUUCAAUUUGGCAUGAUAUAAAAUUACACACAUGGUAAACCAGUUGACCUAAAUUAUGAUGUAGAUAUAGCAGUGGCAAUUAACUUUUAUGGGUGUGAUACCAACAGUCCCUGGUUUAUUGUAAAGUUCAAGUCAUGCAUUUAUUGCAUUUAUUUGGUCCUCAUACACUUAUUUAUACUGAAGUUCCAAAGAUAGUGACUAUCAUGAUUCAAGACAUAUUUUUCCACUGUACAAGUGAACAGCUUAAAUGUGUUGUUGGCAGCAGGAGAGGAAGCUUUUUUCUUGGUGCCCAGUGCUUUCUCUGAUCUCUUCCUCUCUAUUGCUGCCUCUGGACUUGCUGAACCUGAGUCUCAUCUUAAUACUACUUCACUGCCAGCUCCAUCACACUUAGCACAGACACCUGAUGAGCAGUCUAAAUGGGUGUCUUGGUGUUAGCUGUGUUGGCAUAGUUAUAGUUUGAUUUUUGUACAAUGUAGAUGUGUUGAAAUUAUAUGUUUAUUUGUUUAGGUUUUGAAGACAAGUGCAAAGGCUGAACGAUGACCUUUACAGGUGAUAAUAGGAUAUAUACUGUGGAGGGCACAACAGGCCUAGUCACAGUGAAUAUAUAUGAAAUGUACUCCCAUGGGGUCAUUAGAGAUAAAUAGAAUGGAUCUUUAUUUUGAACUAGAAAAUAUGAUCCUAUAUUCUGUUGUCUCUUCCCACAGCUGAACUGAUUGUGUGGCAAUGUUGAAGGUUACAUAAUGCACUGGACCUUUUCUCUGGAAAACUAGGAGCUGAAGCUUUUUUUUUACAGACCUACCAAAUAAAUGAAAAUCUAGAGGGUUUCAAGGUGAGCCUGGCAUCUGAAGACAUCAAAUGCCACCAAAAUGAGGCAGCAGGGUACAAAACAAUUCUGGCAAACACUCACAGAUUGUCAAAAGAUUAUGUACCCAUCACUUGACAAAAAUGUAGCAAGUAUUUAAACUGGUCAGUAUCCUGGUAUAUCAGACUAGAGGUUCAUAAGAUGUCGUUUAACUUAGUCACUUAAAAAUAUGGCAUGCUUUAUAAUUUGUUAUAAGGAGUGUGUUUUAGCAGAAAAAUGUUGUAUUGAUGAGAUGUAUUCAUAGACAAAAUCAAAAAAUGUCAUGAAUUAAAAAAAGGAUAAUGGUUUGGAAGAUCUGUCUGGUACAAACUGUUCAUAUUUUGUCAAUAUAUUCCUCUUUUAGAAUGUGGUGUUACAGACUUUGGUACAUAGGCAGUCAUGCUGUACUGCAGCUCUGUUUGUCAUGAGUGCAAUCUUUGUCAUUGUAGAGUUUAUUUCCCUAUGUCAGGUAUAUAAAAAGAAUUCAUUAUUUUGAUGAAAUCUGGGAACAUGAAAGUUCUGCUUGUUUGUCAGUAAACUGUUUUAUCUUUAAAA